Molecule: messenger RNA, 4679 nt
Organism: Sycon ciliatum
Lineage: Eukaryota; Metazoa; Porifera; Calcarea; Leucosolenida; Sycettidae
Product: epidermal growth factor receptor-like
Exons: 15
Coding region: 323-4057 (1244 amino acids)
Source: RefSeq, a predicted model, not a curated record
GUCGAAUGAGCUGUCUGUUGCCUGUUGCAGCGGCUCGACCCAUUCUAUCCGGUAGACUAUUUUGGAACGGUCCUCAUCUUUCUCUUGAACUCACGCUGCCGUAAGUCGUUUGAAAGCAGCACACGAAAGGGAAACGACGAAGCUUUCAAGAGACGAGAAAUUCCUCGUCUUGCAGCUUGUGCUCUUCGAAACCCAGCGGUAUCUUUCCAUUCCUUGGCUGAUGACUUGUUUGGGGAGCGAGGUUGCUUACAGAAACUGCUAGCCAUUUCAAGUCUGGGUGCGUUGACCUUGGCCGGAUAUUUUCAUUGAGCGUGCGACAACUAUGCCACUGCGGAGGAACAGUACCGGGUCUGCGGGAACACUUUCUCGUCGAAAAGAAUUUCUCUUUCCAGGAUUCAUUCUUCUGCUAGCACUUGCAGGUGUUUGCGAUGCCAGCCUGGACCAAAGAACAACAUGCACUGGAGCUACGAUAGCCGACUCUCAGUUCAAAACCUCUCUUCCCCAGCACACUGUGCUGAAGAAUAGGUAUUCGGGCUGCCAGGUGGUGCUGAAUAAUCUCAUCAUUGAGAAUGUGGAGUACGACGACAUGGAUUACUCGUUCUUGAACACCAUCGAAGAGGUACACGGGUUUGUUUGGGUGUUCGACUACAAAAGACCAAUUCUGCCACUUCAAGGCCUCAAGCUCAUACGGGGACGAGAGCUCUACCAGGGACAGUGGGCGUUUCACAUUGGUACAGCCAACAAUCUGGUCACCAUUGAGGCACUGUCGCUGAAGGAGAUCUCGGCUGGCGCGGUCAACUUCAACGCUGCUAGUCUGCCUUCGCUGUGUUACGUGGAUACGAUCGACUGGAGGGAUUUGCUCAACACCAAGGCUCAGUACAGCUCGUCUCAAAUUGAUAGCAGCACAAGAGUGGCUAGAUGUUCGAAAUCACAUAAUUGUUCAGACCAAUGCCAAAAUGGCUGCUGGGACAACAAGGCCACUAGCUGUUUCAUUCCCUCGCGCACCAGUUGCAGUCCGCACUGUGGCCACCGUUGCUUUGGAAACAGCACUGCGGAGUGUUGCCAUGACGAAUGUGCAUCGGGAUGCACCGGUAACAAAGACACUGAGUGUGUAGCGUGCAGGCACUACGCCAACAACGGGACGUGCGUAUCCGCAUGUCCACCGCUGACUGUCUACGACCCAGCCACGUAUAGGCAGGCUCCGAAUCCCAAUGUUAAGUAUGUACUGGACGGCACAGUGUGUGUGCCCAGCUGUCCAGAUAACCGCUUCACUGAUGGUCAUCGCUGUGUCCAGUCCUGUGGCAGUGGCAAGAUUGUCAAUGGCAGUGACUGCCUCACCUGUGAUGGUAUAUGCCCAAAGACUUGCAAUGGGUCUGGUUCACUGCCAAAGAAUGCAUUUGGGCAGGUUGUCGAUUUCGAAACCAAUGCAACACUUGAGAGGUUUCGCGACUGCACGCAUAUCAAGGGAUACCUGAAGUUCUCAGCAGUUUCAUGGUUUACAAUCAAAGAACCAGAACAACUGCAGGUCUUGAAGGAUGUGAAGACUAUCGAUCAAUAUAUUUUCAUGUCACCAGGUGGUAGAGGCAGCGUGAACUACACAACUCUGGACUUCCUGGACAAGCUAGAAGCUAUUCGAGGAACUGCCCUGUAUGGUUCGAUUUAUGCAGUGUAUCUCGCCAACACUCCCCUGCUCUCUCUCAAUCUCAGAUCCCUGACGCAUAUCGGUGGAAGCGUGGUAAUACAAAGCAACAGUGACAUAUGCUAUGCGUCGACGAUCAACAGCACUUUUCUGCUAAAGUCGGAGGUUAAAAAAAGUUGGAUUGUACGCUGGAACAAGAAUGUGACUGUUUGUGAAAUUGAAGGUCACUUAUGUGAUCCAGUGUGUGACCCAGUGGCUGGCUGCUGGGGUUCCGGUCCCACACAAUGUAUCCGCUGUCUACACAAGAAAGUGGGAAACAAGUGCAUUGAUCAAGCCUCCUGUCCAAGUUUGACAUAUGAUGGAGCUGACGGAGAGUGCUUGUCAUGUCAUGAAGAAUGUGCCCAGGGCUGCACUGGACCAGGAUCUGAAGAAUGUUCAGCUUGCAAGAACUACAAAGAUGGGCCGUACUGUGUGGGUGUGUGUCCCGGUGCUAAGUUUCCAGACAGCAGUGGCACCUGUACAAGCUGCAGUCCAGUGUGUAAGGGUGGUUGCACUGGAGGAUCAACAUCACUCGGCACUGGCGGAUGCAACCAGUGCUACCUGGGCGAAAUGGAUGAGAACGGCGUUGCCGAGGGCCAGUGCCUGGAUCACACAACUGCCAUCAAUCCAACCGGUGACAACAGCAAUGUCUGCGAUAAGCGAUAUCUGUACAGAGAACCGGCCGACGCCGGAACACCUUACGCUGGCAACUGGUUUUGCAGAAGUUGCAGUGGUAGUGAGCAAAGCGAUAUUCUAACUUGCCUGAACUGUACAUCGGGCACCUACCAGUCGGGAGAAGAUCAGUGUCUGCCAUGUCAUGCUGAGUGUGCCAGCUGGUGCACAGGUCCAGGCAAUAGCCAGUGCGGUGGCGGCUGCAAGAAUAUCUUGCACAAUGGCCAGUGCGUUUCCACGUGCCCGGAGAGCACGUACGCAUCAAACAAGCUAUGCCAUACUUGUCAUGCCCUGUGUGAUCAGUGCAGUGGACCAACACCGAGCGACUGUGCUACAUGCAGGUUUCAUACACCGCCUGGCACUGAGAUCGUGACGUGUACAUGUCCCCCGACGGCGUACUUUGAUAACGUGACCGAUACGUGCAAGGAUUGCCAUAUGGAGUGCCGAGCUUGCCCGGAUGCCAGCUGCCCGGCCUGUACCGGGCCCCUGGCCUCGCAGUGCAGCAAGUGCAAGACGUAUGUGCAGGACACUGAGUGUGUUGCGUCGUGCAGGGAAGGGUAUGCACUGGCAGAGAACACAUGUAACCCAGUCACCACCGAAGCACCUGAACCACCUACAACGCACAUAACUACUGAAGAACCUGAAGAGCCGGUAGAGCUCACCAGCACUGGUCCUGGCGAUCCUAACCUAGAAACGGUUGUUCACCUUCCAACUGAUGCCGCUGCUGAGAAGCAAACGUCAGCUGAGUUCAACUGGAUACCCCUGGUUGUAGCAGGCUGUGUUCUGGUUAUGCUGGUCGCUGCUAUUGGAUUCAUGCUCUACAAGAGACAAGAAAUAAUGGCAAGAAUCCGACCAGCUGCGCCGGAUGACAGUGACGACUCCGAGGAAGAAGAAGAAGGCUGUGAGGAUGACGUUGAGCUGUUUGGGCGGCGAUCACCGAGCACCGGUGGGCGUUCAGUGUCAAGACAACGAUCGCCGUCAUCUGCCGAGGACCCUGAAGCAGCAGAGAAGCGUAGCAAGCUGUUCCAAUCAAGCCCAAGUGCCUCACCGAUCAGCGAUGCUGUUGCAAACAAGAGUUCGCUGAAUGAAACUGGCACUGGAGAUAAGGAUUCCAAUCUCGAUGAACAGCUGGGAAACGCUGUUAUUACACCACCGGGAGCUAUAUCGGACACGGAGGGGCUACUUGAACCAUCUGAAGACCCUGCCCAUUUCUCUGCGGACUGCACGCCAGUUGCCAUUCUGAACUCGGGUAAUGUUCACAACGAUGACGAUAUUUCAGUGAUUCACCUUCCCUUGGUGUCGCCCACUCCCGAGCCACCGGUCCUCCCAGUGGUAUCACCGACUUCUGAGCCUACUCCUCUGAAUGCAAUGCCCACACAAACACCUACUCCUGAGCCUACCCCUCUGAAUGCAAUGCCCACACAAACACCUACUCCUGAGCCUACCCCUCUGAAUGCAAUGCCCACACAAACACCUACUCCUGAGCCUGCAGGUUUGAAUGCAGCUCCUACACUGACACCUGAACCAAGCCGAGAAAGAAAAUCGUCCUGGCGGGAGGUAGUCCCAUUCAAUACUCAAUUUGAGAAGACAUCUGGGGACAUGGAAGAAUCCCCCAGGGACAAAGAAGAAGUGUUCAACCGCUCUACAAAAUUGCUGAGUGGAACACCUGAGCCGUUUUCUCUACCCGAGGAUGAUUGUGAGGUAUGAAAUGCCACCUGAGAACUUGUAUGGCAUGGCACCAUGUACUAAGACUUAUCAUGGUACUUACUCAAGGGCAAAAUGACUGUAUUCUUGCAGUUCCUUGUUCCGUUCUUGCCACCCACCAGAUUUCGCCCCAAGACGUAGUCAGUGUGUUCUUGCCAACAGAAAGCCAAAAAUGGACUCAGUUCUUCCCAAGACAUAUGCAGAAACAGACAAAUAGCUUCUUUACUUGAGCCUUUCUGAUACUUCGAAGUAAUUAUGUUUCACUCUUGAAUAGUGGUGUGUGUGUGCGUUCUUUAUUCCGUCAGCCAUGCUGAAUAUUUCACAUUACCUUGCACACUGCUGAUAUUUAUGCGCAGUGUUUUACAAUAUUCACAAAUCGUAUAACAUUCCAUCAAACCUGCCAAAUUCAACAUCACAUGUAAUAUUGUUAUAUGCAAAUGAAAGAAUUCUACUGAUUUAUAAUUAUAUACUAGCCUAUUACAAAUAUUAUACUAGCCUAAUAUACCCAAUGCUGUAGACAGCAGACUGUUUUGGCCAUAAAGGCCUCAUCAGUACAGCUACAAGCUUUGAGCAAGCAGAGCUACCAAGCAUAAUGCAAAUGAGGCACCACAGAUUUUAAUUAAGA